Messenger RNA from Aureococcus anophagefferens, 939 nucleotides. RefSeq names its product expressed protein. Bases 1 to 939 code for a protein of 312 amino acids. The transcript has 2 exons. The record is from RefSeq and is a predicted model, not a curated record. Lineage: Eukaryota; Pelagophyceae; Pelagomonadales; Pelagomonadaceae.
AUGCCCGAGAUGGGGUUCCUCGCGACGGCCCUGGGGGCGCACGGCCAGCUGCGCGUCGUCGUCCUCACGCGCGACGCCGCGGCCAUCGCCGCGUCCGUCUGCGACCACCGCAACUUCGGGCAGGACUUUGGGGGUCCGGGCGCGGCCGGCUGCGCCAAGGAGCUGGAGUUCCUGUCAAAGGCCGCGCGCCUCAUCGCGGCCCAGGUCGCGGCCCUCCCGGCGACGGUCCUCUGCGACCACUACGACCAGGAGGACCUCACCGACGCGACGCGGGGCGGCCUCGCGCGGCUCGGCGCCUACCUCGAAAUCGACGCGCCGACCUUCGCGGCGGCGACGAACGCGGGCCACAAGCCGAAAAAGAAAAAGGAGCCGCCGCACCCGGAGCGCGACGCGCUCGUCGCCGCGCUCAAAGAAGCGCAGGAAGGCGAGCAGAGCUACCCGAACUACGGCGGUCCCCGCAAGCCCGAGCAGAUGCCCGAGAUGGGGUUCCUCGCGACGGCCCUGGGGGCGCACGGCCAGCUGCGCGUCGUCGUCCUCACGCGCGACGCCGCGGCCAUCGCCGCGUCCGUCUGCGACCACCGCCACUUCGGGGGGCCGGGCCCGAGCGCGUGCGCCAAGGAGCUCGAGCUCCUCUCAAAGGCCGCGCGCCUCAUCGCGGCCCAGGUUUUGGCCCUCCCGGCGACGGUCCUCUGCGACCACUACGACCAGGAGGACCUCAUCGACGCGACGCGGGGCGGCCACGAGCGGCUCGGCGCGUACCUCGAAAUCGACGCGCCGACCUUCGCGGCGGCGACGAACGCGGGCCACGCGCCGUCCAAGCCGGAGCCGCCGCACCCGGAGCGCGACGCGCUCGUCGCCGCGCUCAACGAAGCGCAGGAAGGCGCGGCCGCCGCCUGCCGCGCGCGCGGCGCGUCUUCGGAGGCGAAGCUCGACGCAUGA